AAGUCUGCGGAGCACCUCCCCAACCGCGAACGGCCGUAGACCACCACCCUUUUUCAGGCAGGGCAGGAGAGAAGCACCACAUAGAUGUUGGAUGACAGCAUGUGGAGAUGUGCUCUCUGAGGUGGCGGCAAACCCUUCACAGAUCGGCCCCUGUCUCGGAUUCAGAAGUGGAAGGACGGAGACCUAUCAGGUCUGUGGUCUGAUAUUACUGCCAGUGUUAGGGGCCUCAGAGCUCGCUCAGUUCGAGCUAAGUCGAAACUUCCAUUUGCCAGGUCUCGUCACCGCAGCAAUGCUACUCGCGCCCGUUGUGCUGUGGAAGACGGUCAGUACAGGAAGGCCCUUCAGUCCCUCACUUCCAUGGGGCUUGCCCUCCCAUCCUCCGAUGUUUUCAACGAUAUGAAGGCAAGAUAUCCCUGUGUCGAUCCUUCUACAAUCCCUGC
Geodia barretti is the source of this 440-nucleotide messenger RNA. The record is from the annotation of a GenBank genome assembly. NCBI's taxonomy places the organism in Eukaryota, Metazoa, Porifera, Demospongiae, Tetractinellida, Geodiidae.